AUGAAGUCAAAGAAGAAAGCUCACGGAGACAGAAAGAAACACCGUCACCAGGAGAAACAUAAGGACAAACGGCGCCACCGAAGACCGUCUUCGUCUUCGGACUCUUCCGCUUCUCUGUCUCGCUCGCCUGUUCGGAAAAAGAUACGAGGGAGGAAGCCCGAUUCAUCUGCGUCGACUACUCAACGCGAGAUUUCACCGCCGCCUCGCGUCUUUCCCCCAUCUCCCCGGUCGUACGGUCGAGAUGCGCGCGCAAACUGUGCGUACGCCUUGGACGACCGAAGUCGACGUCGAACACGCCGGCGGUCCUCCUGCGAAAACGAGGUCGUCAGUUUCACAUACAGCCGGCCGACUGUAGACGCCGCGAGUUCAGAAGCAGCGGAGGCGGACCACACGCGAACUCUACGCAGUUCUUCCGUCGUCGCUAAGGUGGCGGCGGCGACUCUGAAGAAUCGUUCACCAGCUACCCGCGAAGAGAGAGGGGCUCCCGAGCAACUGAUUCCUUCCGAACGCCUUGCUCACGGCAGCUCUGAGAAUAGAAGGAAGGCGCACGUUGGAGUCCGUGACGGCUUCUCGGGAGACAAGAGUCUUGGCAAACCUGACCGGCCAGGAAUAGAAGACAGUUCGGCACUCGCAGCGUCCUCGUACGAACUCAAAACCUACCACAAAGCAUUCGGUUUAGAUGUAGGUGGCUACGCGUUUGUUGGUGAAGAGGAGUCCUUUCCUCUCUCCGACUCCCGGCGCGAGGAAGACAGACGACCCCUGGAAGCUGCAGUCGCAGCCGGAGCGGCAGCGUCGCUGCUCCAUGGGUCUCUGGUUGAAGUGAAAGGGACCGAACGACCGAGACGCUUUGAGAAAAGGACCAGCAAGACUCACCCCCACCUUUUCUGGCAGUGCUGGAGCUGCGGGGCCGAUAAUUACAAAACUCGACACCAGUGUUUCAAGUGCAACCGGCUGUUUGCUGCAUGA
This is a messenger RNA of Neospora caninum, 966 nucleotides long. RefSeq lists its product as hypothetical. NCBI's taxonomy places the organism in Eukaryota, Apicomplexa, Conoidasida, Eucoccidiorida, Sarcocystidae. The record is from RefSeq and is a predicted model, not a curated record. The coding region runs from base 1 to 966 and encodes 321 amino acids. The transcript has a single exon.